Lolium perenne is the source of this 808-nucleotide messenger RNA. RefSeq lists its product as uncharacterized. Lineage: Eukaryota; Viridiplantae; Streptophyta; Magnoliopsida; Poales; Poaceae. The record is from RefSeq and is a predicted model, not a curated record.
AGGCCGAAGCUCUGCUCCGGUCACAAAAGCUCGAGAGAUUCUUGAGCAACCAACCCGAUCGACCGAUCGAAGCUCGUUGAUUUCCCGAUCGAGCAUGCCGGGCCCUUCCAUGGCGACGAUCAGCUGCUGCCACCAGCUCAGGCCUCCGUCUCCUGCCACGGCCAGGGAAGGCGCCCCCGCCGCUGGCCAUCUCCCUGUGCUGCGCCGGGCGUGCCUCGCGGCGGCGUGCGUCGUGGCCGUCGGGGCAACGGGCGCGGUCGACGGCGCGGCGAUGGCCACGUCCUGGGGAACGGCCCCGGGGAGCGGCGCGCCGCACGAGGCGGCCCUGGUGCGCGUGCAGGCGCCGUCGCGGUGGAGCGACCGGAGGCAGUGCCCUCCGUGGCGCGCCAACUCGCUGGAGAACGUCGUGCCGGAGAACCUGCCCCGGCCGGCGCCGCGCCGGAGGUUCAACGGCGUCGCGUCCGCCGACAGGGCGCGUGCUCCUGCGCCCGCGGCGUCGCCCGACGCGGUGGUUCCGCUCCUGGCGCUGCGCUCCGGCAGCAUGGGCUGCUUCUCCCUCUAAUUCAGUUAGUAGGAUCGUUAAGUUAGCUUGUAAGUGUAACCCAUGGGUGAUUAGACAGGCGAAUUAGCGUGGCCCUGUGUCGACAGCUUUUAAUUAGGUGCUAGAAGGAAUAAGCUUUCCCACAUGUUAGUAGCUGGGAGUACAUACGCUGAACAUACUGUUUUAUCUGUGAUCAUCUUCUAUGUAUUCCGAUUCUUUGCUCCAAGAAAUUAUUCAUUAUUUGGCUUAUUGGCCACAUUCACCUUC